Closterium sp. Naga37s-1 is the source of this 5862-nucleotide messenger RNA. NCBI's taxonomy places the organism in Eukaryota, Viridiplantae, Streptophyta, Zygnematophyceae, Desmidiales, Closteriaceae. The record is from the annotation of a GenBank genome assembly.
AUGGUCCCCGCGGGUUCCGCGCUCAUGUGCCCCGACUCCCCGAACUUCGUGUCGCUGUUAUCCAUGUUCUCCUCGCCCCACCCGCUCAGCUGCGCGGGAUCGCUCGCGGAUGGGCAGGAGGGGGACGAGCAGCAGGAGGAUUCCAAGGCGGGGGUGCUGGUCAGGGGCGGGGGGGGCGGAUGGGGAGGGGGAAGGGGAGGCGGAAGGGGCGCGGGCGGGAGAGGGGGUGCGGGGCAGCUGGUGUGCGCUCCGCCGAGGAAUAUGCUGCAGGUGGCGGGGGGCGCGCGCGCGGAGAGGGUUCCGGGGCUGCGGGGGCGGAUAGAGAAUGCGUUGAGGAGCCUCUGCCAGUCGCGAGGCGAUCUGCUGGCGCAGGUGUGGUUCCCCACGUGGCACGAGGGGCAGCGCGUGCUGAGCACGCGCGAGCAGCCGUUUGUGCUCAUGGAGGGCAGUGAGAAGCUGCGCGUCUACCGCACCAUCUCCACCAACUACACAUUUCCCCUCUCUGGAAGUGGGUACCUGGGUCUACCAGGCCGUGUGUUUGUAUCGGGUCGCCCCGAGUGGACGCCCAACGUGCAGUACUACUCGCGGGACGAGUACCUCCGAGUGGCCCACGCCACACGCUGCAACCUGCGCGGGGCUCUGGCUGAGCUGGUGGCGGUGGUGGAGCUGGUGAUGAUGGGCGAGGACGUGCGCUUCGGGCCUCAGAUUGAUGCCGUGUGCAACGCACUGCAGGAGCUGGUGGCGGUGGUGGAGCUGGUGAUGAUGGGGGAGGACGUGCGCUUCGGGCCUCAGAUCGAUGCCGUGUGCAACGGACUGCAUGUGAGGCUGAGGUUGAGUGCGGUGCAGAGGCGUGCAAAUGGUGUGGGGGGAAAUUCUCUGGUCUUGAAAGCAGGGAGCGGUGGUGGAGCUGGUGAUGAUGGCGAGGACGUGCGGUUUGACCUGCAGAUCAAUGCCGUGUGCAACGCACUGCAGACGGUGGACUUGACCAGCAUUCGUGCAUGGGACCACCUUCCAGCAGAGAUGCCCUUUCCUGGCCGGGGUGCAGUGCUCACAGAGAUACACGAGGUGCUCUCCUCACUCUGCGACAAGCACUCGCUCCCCCUCGCCCAGACCUGGAUCCCCUCCUCCUGGGUGCGCCUCACCGAACCUCCUGCCGCACCUGCCGCCGAACCUGCGGCUCGGGGGUGCGCGGGGCCGGUAGGGGCGAGCAUGCGGAGCAGUGUGGGGGCGGGGUGGAGCAUGCGACGAGAGGGGGCGGGGCGGGGAAAGGGGGUAGUUGACGUGGGGAGCCUACAGGAAGACGUGUUUGAAGUGUUUCAUGUUGGCAGAGAGGGUAGAGGAGGAGAAGGAUUGGGAAGAGGGGGGGAAGGAGCGGGGAGAGGAGGGGUAGGAGACGGGGAGGAGGAGCAGGGAGGGGAGCAGCAGGGAGGGGAGGAGCAAGGAGGGGAGGAGGAGCAAGGGGAGGAGGAGGACGCAGUAACACUCUUCACAGCGGACAUGCCGAGCUGCGUGGCGGAUCUCCGCAUGUGGGGGUUCCGCCAGGCGUGCUGCGAGCACCAGCUGCAGGCCGCCCAGGGCUGCCCCGGCCGCGCCAUGACCUCCAACGCCCCCGCCUUUUGUGACGACCUGCAGCUUCUCACCAAGGAGCAGUACCCUCUCGUGCACUACGCGCGCAUGUUUGGGCUCCGGGCGGCUGUUGCCAUCCGGCUAAGAUCUGUUUUGUCUAAAGAUAUGGACUAUGUUUUGGAGUUUUUCCUGCCGCCGGGGUGCAGGGAGAAGGAGGAGCAGCAGCGGUUGCUGACGCAGCUGUCGCAGAGCAUGCAGGAGGCGUGCCGGAGCCUCAGGACGGUUACUGUGGAGGAGAUGAGGAGGAGUAGGUCCGGGAGUAGGUCCGGGAAGAGUGGGGGUAGUCGAGGCACAAGGUCAGGCUCGGGGACAGGAGGGGCGGAGGCGGGAGGAUCGGUGGCUGGUGGGUCCGUGAUGGGAGGUGGCGGGGUGGAGACGAGAGGGGGGCCGUGGGGGGGAGGGAAGGGAAAGGGAUUGGUGGGGGAAGGUGUGUCGGAGGGAGUGAGUGUGGUGAGGGGUGUGGGGGGGAAGGGGGCGAGGGAGGCGGCCGAAACUCCAGAGAAAAGAGGUAGGGAGGUGAAGAGGAGGCGAGUGGAGGGACAAGGGGAGGGGGAAGGUGUGAGGGUGUGUGAGGGCGCGGGUGUUGGUAUGAGGGAGACUGGAGUGGGGGAUAAUGGUGUGGGCGAGAGCAGUCCCUUUGAAGCCGCAGCAAUGGCAGAGCUCUGUGAAGGUUCGGCAGUCACGCCACUGGCUCACGGUGUGCCACCUGGCACUGGCACAGCUGACGUGGCGUUUCCACUGGGGAACAGUUCUGCUGCGGGGCUUGGGGUGAAUGGAUUAGGGUGUGGGGAGGAGGGGGACCAUGGGGGCGUGGGGAAUGGUGCGGGCAUGAGCAAUGGUGGGGAAGUGGGGAAUGGUGAUGGGAAUACGGGUAAUGGUGGUGGCGGUAUUGGGAAUGCUUGGGCGGAAGGUGUUUUUUCCGAGCAGCAGCAGCAGCAGCAGCAGGGGGAGAUGGGAGCAGCCCCAAUUACACUUACGGGUAUGGGAACGGGCAUGGGAACGGGCAUGGGAACGGGCAUGGGAACGGGCAUGGGAACGGGCAUGGGAACGGGCAUGGGAACGGGCAUGGGAACGGGCAUGGGAACAGGCAUGGGAACAGGCAUGGGAACAGGCAUGGGAACAGGCAUGGGUGGUGGCGGCAGCCUCAACAUCAACGCAGGUGGGAUGGGCACAAGCAUGGGCAUGCAGGCCAUGCCACCUCUACCUGAAGACGCUUUCUCAGGUGAAAGCUCAGGUCCUACACCCAUGGUCUCUGCAGCUGCCGGCCCUGCCGCCCCUGCCGACCCUGUGUUGGGCAGCAGCGAGGCGGCAGCUGCACCUGCUGGCCAAUCAGGUGCCCCUGCCACGUCAGACAGGAGUGGUGACAGCCUGGAUGAAGGGGGAGGGGCGCUGGAGGGGACUCCAGACGGGGCAAGCUCGGGGCAGCCUUCAGGAGGGGCGGAAGGGGGGGCGGAAGGGGGAAGGCAGGGGGGUACGCGUGUAGAGGAGGAUGUGACAGGGGGAGGGGGAGGGGGGGAGGAGAGGGCGGGAGGGGCGGAGGGGGGGCCGAAAGGGGGGGUGAAGAAGGGGGAGAAGCGGAGGGGGGGGACGAAUGAGAAGAGCAUCAGUCUGGGCGUGCUGCAGCAGUACUUCGCAGGCAGCCUCAAGGACGCCGCUAAGGCACUGGGAGUGUGCCCCACCACACUGAAAAGGAUAUGCCGGCAGCAUGGAAUUGCCAGGUGGCCAUCCCGCAAGAUCAACAAGGUCUCGAGGAGCAUUCAGAAGCUGCAGGACGUGAUCGAGUCUGUGCAGGUGCCAGCUGGCGCGCUGCGAUUGGACGCCAUCACGUCUGAGCUGGCGACGGCCGCGGCGGUGAAGGCGGUCACGGGGGCGCAGAUCGGAGGGUCUGCCAACUCGCCAGCAUUUUCAAACCCAGCUUUAGCGGCAGCAGCAGCAGCAGCAGCAGCGGCAGCAACAGGGGCCGGGCAAGGGCAACAAGCACAUGUUCCAGGAGGUUCCACUAUACUCCCAGCUCCCUCCUUUGGCUUUAACUCCACCUCCUUCCAGUCCCUCCCUUGGCCUGGCAAUCGCCAUCCCUCCAUGCUUGACCCUAUGGUCGGAGGCUCGGCACACGGACCUGGAGGUUCGGCUCACGGGCCACUGGCCACGGGAGGUUCAGCGCACGGACCACUUGCCAUGGCUGGAGGCUCGGCGCAUGGGCACUUUGCAGGAGGGUCGGCGCACGGCCCGUUUAUGGGCGUGGGAGGUUCGGGGCACGGAGGAAUGGCGUUUGCGGGAGGUUCGGGGCAUGGGGGGGUGGCGUUUGCGGGAGGUUCGGCACAUGGAGGGAAUGCAUUUGCGGGAGGUUCAGCCCAUGGCGGGAAUGCAUUCGCGGGAGGCUCGGCUCACGGAGGCAUGGCGUUUGCAGGAGGUUCGGCACAUGGGGGCAAUGCGUUUGGGGGAGCAGGCGGGUCGACACAUGGCGCGACGCUACUGGCUGCAGCAGCGGGAGCAGGAUCAAAUCACGGGCCGUUCCCAGGGGGUCCAGUGCAGGGGGGGUAUAUCCUCGUGGGUAGCUCAGCCCAUGGCCCACACAUGGCUCAUGUUGGGGGGUCUUUGCAUGGGGCAGGGGGGUCCAUGCAUGGCGGAGGGUCAAUGCAUGGGGGGAUCAUGGCUGGUGUGCAAGCUGCUGCUGGUAUGGGUAUGGGUGGUCCUGGCAUGGCAGCAGGCAUGCAAGCAGGGGGGUCGCAUCACGGUGGAUAUUUCUUUGCAGGGGGCUCGGGUCAUGGGGCACAUAUGAUGCUGGGUUCACCCCAUGGGGGGGCAUAUGCAGGCCCGGCAGCUGCUGCUGCUGCAGGCAUGGCCGGACCUGGCGGGAGCGGAGGUUCGGGAGGAGGCCUGGGGCCGAACCAAGCCGGCGGGUCGAUGCAUGGGGGAAUGGCGGGAAGCGCAGGGGGGGUGCACGCGGCGAAUAGGACGACGCCACCUGGCAAGCUGCCGAUUCCUCGGGAUCCGUCUACUUCCAAUCUGAGCCUUGCUUUGAGUCUUAAGAAUGGAGCCGGGACGCAGAGAGCAAGUGGGGCGGUUGCAGGGGGGGAUGACGAGGGCACGACACAUGGCACGAGCCUAUUGGCCAGUCUGCUUCGGAGGAGUGAUGAGGAAAUGGGGUUGGUUGGGGGGACGGUGACAGGGGGAAGGGGAGAGGGGGAUGCGGCGGAGGGGAGGGGCGGUGGGGGACAUGAGGGGGGAGGGGGUGGGGGAGGCGGUGGUGGGGAGGGGGAGAGGGAUGGGCAGUUGGGGAUGAGCCUGGGUGGGCAAGCAGGCGUGGCAGGGGGUGUGGGCGGUGCUGCUGCAGGGGAGCAGUGGUUACAACAACAGCAGCAGCAACAGCAGCAACAGCAGCAGCAGCAGCAGCAACAGCAGCAACAGCAGCAGCAGCUGGAAGCUGCUACUGCUGGUGCCGGUGGUGCGAGAGGGCAGCAGAGGGAAGAGACUCGGGUGCACGGGGGGCGGUCAGCCUUUGUGGCUCUCCGCAGCUACCAGCCAAUUGCAGGGGACCAAUCCAACGACCACCACCACAACCAGCAACAGCAGGGGCAGCAGGGGCAGCAGGGGCAUGGGCAAGCAGCAGGCGGCAGGGAGGGGCGGUCAAAUGGGUUUGAGGGGCGUGAGGGCGCGGCGGGCGGGGUGGGGGGGCGGCUGCGCGGUGGUGCGCCCUGUGCUGCUGAUAUGGCUGCCCUCGGCCAUGCAGGCACGGGGGGAGGCGGGCAGGGUGGAUUCGGGGGUAGAGGGGGUGCUGGUGGUGCUGCCACUGGUGGUGCUCAUGCCCCCACCACAUCGCUACAUCUAUGGGAGGCAGACCGCGGUGCUGCCUCUGCCUCUGCUGCAGCAGCAAGCACCGGAGGAGGAGGAGGAGGAGCAGGAGGAGCAGCAGCCGGAAUGGCAGCAGCAGCAGCAGCAGCAGGAGGAGCAGGAGGGACCCAGUCAGUGGUAACGAUCAAAGCUACAUUUGGAGGGGAUACAAUUCGGUUCAGAGUGGCGCUGAACUCUUCAACGUUCCAGCGGGUGCAGGAGGAGGUGGCGAGCAGGCUGAGAAUGCCAGUGGGUGCAUUCUCGCUCAAAUAUUUGGAUGAGGACGGCGAGUGGGUGGUGCUGGCGGGCCCUCAGGACAUGGACGAGUGUGUGCAUAUAGUUCGAGCUUCGGGGAGCAAUACCAUAAAGCUGAACAUUAAGGCUGAAGCUCAGGGGCGAGGGUGA